Cylicocyclus nassatus is the source of this 219-nucleotide messenger RNA. The record is from the annotation of a GenBank genome assembly. Lineage: Eukaryota; Metazoa; Nematoda; Chromadorea; Rhabditida; Strongylidae.
AUGACAUCUGGGAAAUCUGUGCCUUUGCUCAGAAAUUCUGCAGCCACCAUAGUCAAACAUCUUUACACCUAUCUCGAAAUCCGAUUCCAUGGUACUUGUAGACACGCGACAUGUCUUAGAAACCACGAAACAACUGAAGUGAGCGAAAUCUGUCCAACCAGUUCCAGUCCCACUUUUCUGAGGCUAAUCACGGCAAUCCCACACCAAUCAUCACUUUGA